Striga asiatica is the source of this 3051-nucleotide messenger RNA. The record is from the annotation of a GenBank genome assembly. NCBI's taxonomy places the organism in Eukaryota, Viridiplantae, Streptophyta, Magnoliopsida, Lamiales, Orobanchaceae.
AUGAUGAGUGCACCAAAACCUUCUAUCCUUGCAGCUUUGUUUUGGGUCCUCCUUUUCAUGUCUUUGACACUAAGCAAAUGUAUCAACUGCCCUGAAAUUGAAAAACAAUCACUUUUAAGCUUCAAGCGAUCUCUAAAUGGCUCCUCAAACUUGUUGUCUUCUUGGGAUGCUAAGUUCGAUUGUUGCACGUGGAAAGGUGUUGUUUGCAGCAACUUAACCGGCCAUGUUCUUCAACUUCAUCUUCAAUACAAUUCUUUAGGUGGGAAGUUAAACUCAUCUUUGCUCAACUUGAAGCAUUUGAAAUAUCUUGACCUGAGCCAAAACAACUUUCAUGAAAAUAUCCCUUCUUUCAUUGGAUCUCUCACAAGCCUCGAGUAUUUGAAUCUAUCACUCGCUGGAUUUUAUGGAAAGAUUCCCCACAGUAUUGGGAAUCUCUCAAAUUUGCACGGUCUAAGUUUGGGACUUCAUAAACUAUCAGAGCAACAGUUGUGCGCUGAUAGUCUUGAAUGGUUGUCGGGACUUACUAAACUGGAGCACCUCAACAUGAAUGGUGUGAACCUCAGCAAAGCAAACAACUGGGCCCAACAGGUUAUGAACAAACUUCCUUCUUUAGUUGAGCUGCAUUUUAGUGGAUGUAAUCUUAAUUUGAUGGCUCCUCUGAAUGAUGUUUACAAUAUCAGCCGUUCUAAAUUAGCCACUCUUGAUCUGUCCUCCAAUUCCCUGUCUUAUGCCAUCAUCCCUCCGUGGGUUUUUCAACUCAGCAACCUUAUCUAUCUUGAUAUGAGUUUCAACUCAUUGGAAGGCCCAAUUCCAACAAUGAGCAAUACCACAAAACUCCAACACAUUGAUCUCACCCUUAACAAUUUGAAUUCAAGCAUUCCACACUGGCUCUUCUCCUGCAAACACCUUGAAUAUGUAAGUCUGGCAAACAAUCUUCUAAGAGAUGGAAUUUCCAAUUCCAUAGAGAAUUUGACAUAUCUCAGUAUCCUCGAAUUAAGAGGAAACAAACUUUCUGGAAAAAUACCAAGAGAAAUUGCAAACCUGUGCAAUAUUCAGGCCUUGAGUUUAUUGAAUAAUAAUUUCGGAGGAGAGAUAUCGGAUUCAUUUGGAAACAUGUCAGAUUGCUUCUUAGGAACAUUGGAAUUUUUAACUUUGUUUGGGAAUCAGCUCUCAGGUCAUCUGCCUCCUCAAUUUGGAGGAUUUACGCGUCUUCGAUACCUUAAUCUUGCAGAAAACUCAUUGUCCGGUGUAAUUCCAGACGAAAUAGGGAACUUGCUUUCCCUUGAAAUGUUAUACUUGGAUAGUAAUAAAUUUACGGGCAACUUACCCGAGAGUAUUGGGAAACUUGUGAACUUGACAGAUCUUUGGAUACAUGAUAACAUGUUGGAAGGGGUUGUGACUGAAACCCACUUUGCCAAUCUUUCAAAUUUAAAAUUCUUCGGAGCCUCUGGAAACCACUUGACGUUGAAAGUCAACCCAAAUUGGAUUCCACCAUUCAAACUGAAGGGGCUUUACCUACAGUCUUGGGGCUUGGGAUCUCCAUUUCCGUUAUGGCUUGAGACUCAGAAAGAGAGUAUCUCCAGUCUGGAUUUAUCGUGUACUGGAAUCUAUGGAAAUGUUCCCAGCUGGUUAUGGAAUUUGAAGUCUUUCAAACUUUCGCAUAACCAACUCGACGGAAAGAUUUUAUCCAUUAUUAGUGAUCAUGAAAAAGAUGAUUAUGAUGUCCCCUUACAUGUUUUUGACGUGAGUGACAACAGGUUUAGUGGUCCACUGCCUCCACUAAUGACGAGUUCAUCCUUAGAACUCCAUUUCUCCAAUAACUCACUUUCCGGAGGUUUGUCCGAUUUUCUUUGUGUCAAUACAUCAAAUGUAGUGCAUAUAAAUUUUGGAGGAAACCAUCUUUCUGGAGAGUUACCUGAAUGUUUUAUUAAAUGGCAAUCAUUGCAAGUGUUGAACUUAGGCAACAACAAAUUGUCCGGAAGAAUACCGAAUUCCAUGGGAUUUUUUAAAGAUUUAGUGUCUUUGAAUCUCCACGGAAACAGUUUCUCUGGACACAUUCCUUCUUCAUUGCAAAAAUGCACCAAACUAGAAAUGAUCGACUUUGGUGAUAACAGUCUUGAUGGGGACAUACCGAAAUGGAUUGACACAAGGUUUUUCAAUUUGAGAUUUCUGAUUUUGCAGUCCAACAAUUUGAGUGGUGAAAUUAGUCCGUCCAUAUGUCAGCUCACUUCUCUUCAAGUCUUGCUUCUCUCUAAUAACCAACUGUCAGGGAGGCUACCUCAAUGCCUUAACAAUCUUACCACAAUGACCACUAAAAGGAUUUUGGAUAGGCCAAAAUAUUCUGUAUCUAUGGAAGGUUCUAUUAUAUUUGGAGUAGAAAUUCAGGAGAGCGCAUCAAUUUCAAUGAAGGGUAGAGAACUCAUCUACGAUGCCAAUCUCUUUUUGGUUAUGAGUAUUGACCUUUCAAACAACAUCCUGUCUGGUGAUAUCCCAAGGGAGAUAACAAGUCUGGUGGAACUCCAUUCAUUCAACCUGUCCGGAAAUCGUCUAACGGGAUCCAUCCCAAACGACAUUGGAAACAUGAACCAACUUGUAUCUCUUGAUUUCUCCAGGAAUUCAUUAUCCGGCAAGAUUCCAAGUAGCAUCACAACCAUUUCUUUUUUGAGUAGCCUAAAUCUGUCGUAUAACAACUUGACAGGGAGAAUCCCACAAAGCACCCAAAUUGGGAGCUUCAACGAGUCAAGCUUCAUCGGCAACAAUCUUUGUGGCUUUCCACUAAGUAUUUCUUGCAAAAAUGAUGGUAAUGCCCCUGCCCCAACACAGGUGCAUAUUCAAGGCCGAAAAAGCAAUAAGCAAGAGAUUGAUUUGUUUUACGUAUUCCUAUCUUUAGGGUACGCUGUUGGGCUUUCUGUUGUCCUCACUGCAUUGUUUUUUAAGAAGAAUUGGAGGGAAGCUUAUUAUGCCUUCUUUCAGAAAAUGUCGGACAAUCUUUAUGUGUAUUUCGUUAUCCAAUGGAGGAGGCUCAUGACAGCGUUGGGUCGAAAUCCCUAA